AAAAAAAAAAACGGGGGGUUUAUUUGGUUGUCAUCCGAAACGGGUCCUCUCUAUCUUGCCAACUGCGCCUCUGACCACCAAUUUGUUCAUUGACGACAUAGCCGUCACUGACAUCCCUAGACCUAGUAUCGUUUCUUCUGCAUCAGACUGGAUCAUCGCCAUGACGACCACGGAUUUUGAUCCCAUAUUUUCGCGUAUCCUGCGUGGUGUUGUGACCGUCUCACGGGUGCAGAAGCUUGCACAUCCUGUGCCGUCUUUACCGCGUGGCGGACCUCGAUAACCGGCGGGGAGGUCGGCAUCAUGAAGCUUGUUUGUAUGGCUUGUACGCAAAGGAAAAAAUCCCAAGCUCUAAAAGAUCUUGCAUCUGAACCAUGCGGCUAUUUCAGAUCGGAAAUUAGUUUGCUUCGCGAUCUCUCACUCGUUUCAUCCUUGGGCUCUUCUGUAAUCAUGUCGAGUUUCUCGAGCAUAGAGGAGGCGACGAAACAAGAUUCGCCAUUGGAAAAGGAGCUGAUUCCCAUUGCCGAAGACGUGGAGGGAGUAUCACAAGGCCCUAUCGUGCGCGUUGCGACCACGCCGCCUGCACCACUUACGGAACUCGACAAAGGCUUGAUCGCAUGGGAUUCACUCAAAGACCCUCAGAACCCGCUUUACUGGCCCACUAGGAAGCGUUUGGUAAACAUGAUCCUUAUCAGCUGUCUCACUUUUAUCAGCCCGCUAGGUUCAUCCAUCUUCGCGCCUGGCAUCGAUCUAACUCUUAAAGACCUGCACACGUCUUCAAAAGCAAUUGGAUCAUUCAUGAUUACCAUCUUCUUGCUCGGCUACUGUUUAGGUCCCAUGUUCCUUGGCCCUCUAAGCGAAAUCUUUGGACGACGACCGAUAAUAUUGAUCUCGAGCUGGUUGUUCACUCUUUUCCUUCUCGGCUGUAGCUUCGUCAAAAACAUGGCAGGGCUCAUUGUACUGCGUUUCUUUGCCGGUACUGCUGGCUCGGCAGUAAUGAAUCUCGCACCUGCGAUUGUCGCAGAUCUAUAUCCCAUUGAGCGUCGCUCGUUUUCCAUGGCUAUCGUCUUGAUCGUGCAAUCUGUUUCACCCGCAGCGGGUCCGAUCUGCGGCGGCUUUAUUGCCCAACAGUUGAGCUGGCGCUGGACGUAUUGGAUUCUAACCAUGGCCAGCGGCGUGGUAACCACCUUUGCAAUGCUCCUCUUCCGAGAAUGUUACGCUCCUGCUGUUCUUGCUAAGAAGACGAUUCGCUUGCGAAAAGAACUCAGACGGGAGGACCUGCAUUCCAAACUUGCGCUACGUGUGACCCGAAAAGAGCUCUUGAAGCGUAGUUUGAUUCGUCCGAUCAAACUGCUGACACGUUCCCCCGUCGCUUUCCUCAACGCGUUGUACGUUGCGACAAACUACGGCAUGCUCUAUUUGCUCCUCACAACCAUCACUCAGCUCUUCGUCGACCAGUACGGCUUCUCGAUCCAGAUUGCUGGCUUGACAUACAUCGGCUUCGCCGCGGGCAUGGUCCUUGCGCUUCUCAUUCUCAUGAACACGCAAGAUCGGACCGUGGCCAAGCUACGGGCGCGAAAUAACGGCGUGUUCGAGCCAGAGAUGCGGUUAACGAACCUCAUCUUUGUGGCCAUGUGGGUCGGACCCGCACUUAUCAUGUAUGGAUUUACGGCCAAGUACCAGGUUCACUGGAUCGCUCCUGUUAUCGCUCUAUUUUUGUUUGGCUUUGGCCAGGUGGCUAUCUUCAUGGGCACACAAACAUACGUUGUCGACAGCUUUAGCCAAUAUGCGGCAAGUGCGGUGGCGUCUGUAAGCUUCUUGAGGAGUCUGGUCGGAACCUUUUUGCCAUUCGCUGGUCCUCCUCUUUAUGAUACCCUUGGCGUAGACUGGGGCAAUGCAGUUCUUGGAUUCAUUGCGAUUUCAUUGACGCCAAUGAUUAUAUUAUUUAAACGAUACGGACGAACCAUUCGGUUAAAAUUUCCGGUAGAAUUAUAAAAGCGCGCAAUUAAAAAUAGACCAUUCGAGAUUUAUUUUAAUGCCUCAGAACUCAUGUAUCGAUUCGAUUAGCCUUUCUAACAUGGCGAAAGGCUAUUUAUCAUGCGUUUGGACGCUAUUGAAGCACAACACCAUUGACGCGUAAUACAGAAGUGAGCUCUAACCUAUCGAUGGUAUUCACCCUCACUUCGUUUGAUUCAUUGAUCCUAGUCCGCCAUCUUCAGUUCAUAUGUGAAGCAGUCAAUCUGCUCCAAGAUAUGCCACACUUGAUGACUCUGACCCUUUGCCUGAGAGUGCAUCUCUGCUAUAAUGUUCGACCGAUCCCUCGCGUACCUGAUCACCUUGUCGAUUUGCUCAUCGCUGAGGAGAUUCGCUGAUUCCGCAUACUCAAUGAAGAUUUUGCGCCAGAUAGCUGUGGGUAAAUUCAUCGGGUUGGCCGGAUCGUACAUCGCGCCCUUAUCUGUCGAGGCAGGCGUAGCCACAUUCAAACUACUGUUGUUGUCAUUACCUUGGGAAUGAAUUUGAGAUACAUGGUCAGCUUGUGCACUCUUCACUUGCUUGCUGGGGUAACCGACCACUACUGGAAUCCGACUCGUUUUUGUCCUCGCGAUAGCACAGUUUACUCUACUGGCAUUUGUGACUUGCUCCAUGCACUUCCUUGCGAUGAGAAGGGUUGUUUUUUCAGGGACGUCAGGCAUGAUAGACGGCAUAGAUACAUCGGCAACUGUUCUGCUGCCAUGUUUCGGGACAAUUGGAGGUAAAAUAACACGUGCAGCAUACAGAAUCUUCAUCGCGGCGUGC
Molecule: messenger RNA, 2793 nt
Organism: Verruconis gallopava
Lineage: Eukaryota; Fungi; Ascomycota; Dothideomycetes; Venturiales; Sympoventuriaceae
Exons: 5
Coding region: 301-1992 (563 amino acids)
Biological process (GO): transmembrane transport
Cellular component (GO): membrane
Molecular function (GO): transmembrane transporter activity
Source: RefSeq, a predicted model, not a curated record